Molecule: messenger RNA, 1083 nt
Organism: Aspergillus mulundensis
Lineage: Eukaryota; Fungi; Ascomycota; Eurotiomycetes; Eurotiales; Aspergillaceae
Product: guanine nucleotide-binding protein subunit alpha
Exons: 5
Coding region: 1-1083 (360 amino acids)
Biological process (GO): G protein-coupled receptor signaling pathway
Cellular component (GO): heterotrimeric G-protein complex
Molecular function (GO): G-protein beta/gamma-subunit complex binding; GTPase activity; GTP binding
Source: RefSeq, a predicted model, not a curated record
AUGGGUUGUAUGAGUUCAAAGCAGGCUGAGGCGGGGGAGGACAAAGAGGCCGUCCAGCGCAAUGCGAGGAUAGAAAAAGGGCUAAAAAAUGAUAAGAAAGUGAUGGACAGGACGAUCAAGAUCCUGCUUCUCGGUGCUGGUGAAUCAGGAAAAUCAACCAUCAUCAAGCAGAUGCGCAUUAUCCACUCCGGAGGAUUUCCCGAAGAUGAACGCCGCCAGACACGGGCAGUGAUCUACUCGAACAUCGUGGUCGCUUACAAAGUGCUUCUGGAAAUCAUGCGGACCGAGAAUAUUGAUUUCGAACAUGAAGAUACCAAACCUUUAGCUGAUUUCGUAGACAAUCUGGAGCCCGAUGUGGGUGUUGAGGAGGCAUUCUCCGAUCUCAAAGUUCGUGAUGCUAUGAAUGAGAUGUGGAAUGAUGGCGGUGUUCAAAAGGCUGUCGCAAAGGGACACGAAUUUGCUCUCCAUGAUAAUCUGAACUAUUUCUUCCAUUCACUUGACCGAAUAUUCGAGUCGGGGUGGCUUCCCGACAAUCAGGACAUGCUACAGGCACGUUUGCGAACAACCGGCAUUACAGAAACAUUAUUUGAGCUGGGCCAGAUGAACUUCCGGAUGAUGGACGUCGGUGGGCAGCGGUCGGAACGCAAGAAGUGGAUUCAUUGCUUCGAGGGCGUUCAGUGUCUGCUCUUCAUGGUUGCAUUGUCUGGGUACGAUCAGUGUCUUGUCGAAGACCAGAAUGCCAACCAAAUGCAUGAAGCUAUGAUGCUUUUUGAGUCGUUGGUGAAUGGUGAAUGGUUCAAACGAAAGCCCAUUAUCCUGUUCCUCAACAAGAUCGAUCUCUUCAAAGACAAGCUUGCGAUUUCGCCGAUAUCGAAGCACUUUCCCGACUAUAGCGACUCAAAUACCGACUUCGACGCCGCCGCAAAAUACUUCGCUGAUCGAUUCCGAGGCAUCAAUCGGAUUCCUGAUCGAGAAAUCUAUAUCCAUUACACCAAUGCCACUGAUACAACAUUACUUAAGGCUACCAUGGACUCAGUACAGGAUAUGAUUAUCCAGAAAAAUCUCCACACCCUCAUACUCUGA